AUGACUCAGUUGUCGUCGCUUGUUUCAACGGCUUUGAAGUACAAAAGCUUCUUGGCACCUUUGGCGUGCCUUAGCCGUCGUGGAGUGAGUGGCCCCCUGUCGCCCGUCCUUAUUCGCCGCGAGGCUGCAUUGCCGUCUUUGUCACCUGUGUCGAAGUGUUUCGUCCCCGCCGCCCUCCUCUCGUACGUCCCUCCCCUGACAGGGGAAGGGGCGCCGCACGUCCCUGCCGCUUCACCUUGGGCGGAGGCGUCGGCUGGGAUCGUCGGCGUGCGCACACAUCCUCACUGGCGGCGGCCGUGGCGGAGGCAGCAACUCGCGUUUGCAGUGAGGUGUGACAGUGUGGCUCUGCAGCACCAGCGCCGGGGCAUAGCAACAGGCGACGGCUGCGUGGCCGACGGCGCAUGCCCUACGGCUUCAACGCUGGCUGAGUCACCCGGGAAGCAAGUGGAGCAGGAUAGGGCAAAGCAGGAGGGGAGACGUGAGAGGCCGCGUCUAAUAUGUCUGGCUUGGCGCUCCAUGAGGCCGGCUAGCGGCGCGGCGUGCAACGAUAACAGUGGAAGACUGCGACCGUGCAGUGGCACCGCUGACUUAGUCGGCGCCUCAGGCGGAGGUCGUCCCCCGCCCUCUUUCACGACUCGGUUAGGCUCUCGUGAAGCCACGGCGGCACUCCGUGAGGCGCCACAAGAGAAGGAAGAAGGGCAAGCGCAUGAGCAGCGACUUGAUGAGGGUAUCGGUCAGCUGCAGAAGGCAACAGCCAUGACCGUGUUAGGUGGAGAAAGCAAACUGCAGGAAGAGCCGGUACGCGCCCCUCCCUCCGCAUUUCCGCGCACAGUGGCGACUACGAGGGUAGGAGGUCACCACGACGGGGAUGCUCUUGUGUACAAUAUUUUUACGCAUCGUGUAGUAAAACGCUCCGCCGCGAGCGUACGAGCUUUGGGGGUGUUGGGCAUUGGUGUUUCCCACGAGUCACAGGAGCUUGACGUCGUGGAUCCCGCCGCCCUUCUUGAGUUGCGAAGCAAACUCCUCAUGAAGGCGGUGAGUUGGCCGGCGUUGUGGCGGAGCCCCCUCUUCCGACAGGUGCAGCAUGUCCUUCUGCGUACAACAGGAAGAGAAGAGGCGGGCGCGGUGGUGGAGGAGAUUCGGGGUUUAAUUCGCACACACUACCAACGAGCCAAAACUCGCAGCGGCGUGGGCGUCGUGUCAAAUGAUGACGCCGUGGGGUCCCCAGAUGGACCCCUCGGCAAUGAGUCCAGUUCGAGCAGCAGCAUGUUGCUGGAGGAACGAUUAUUUACGUAUCAGGAUUUGAAUGCAGAGCAGCAGCGUGUUGUGGAUUUUGUGCUCGAGGGGCACAACACAUACAUUGGAGGCGGGGCUGGUACGGGCAAGUCGCUGCUGCUGCGUGUGAUUAAGCAGGAGCUGGUGCGCCAGGGACUCGCGGUUGCCAUGACGGCAACGACCGGUAUUGCGGCGACACGAAUUGAUGGUGUGACGCUGCAUCACUGCUUUGGCGUGAACAUCCAUGGCGAAUGCACGCGUCGGGCAGAACUGCGCGCGUUUGACGUAAUUGUCGUGGACGAAGUUUCAAUGUUGUCGCGGGAACUAUUUGAGUCUCUCGAAUACCAACUGCGGCGGGCAAACGGUGUGGAGCUGCCCUUCGGUGGGGUGCAGGUGAUUUGCUCUGGCGACUUUUUGCAGCUUGGGGCAAUCGCCUCUUUGCCCCUAGUGCACUCCGCGGUGUUCCGACGGAACUUUGCGAUGCUUAAGCUGCAACAGUCGGUGCGUCAGUUGGGGAACGACCACUUUGUGCGACAGCUACAGGAGCUGCGCCGGGGCAUCGUCCCCCAUGACUUGCAGGACACGGUCACCCUCUUGUCACCUGGGGAGAGUAGGGCGGCCAUGAUGACGAACGACGAAUCCGCCGUAAAGCUGCUGCCCACAAACAAGGAAGUUGAUGCGAUCAACCAGACCGAGUUGGAGAAGUUGUCUGGGGAACUUGUGGUGUUCCCUGCCCAGCUCCAGUCACCGUCGCUGUCUGGUCGUUGGACGGCAACGUACAUGCUGGCCGCCCAACACGGGGACGCAAGCGCCGUAGAUAAGAAUAAAUUACUCGCGGCACUGGAACAGUAUGUGUUUGAGUUCGUGAAAAAAGUACCACAUGCCUCUAGUCUGACAAUUUCACUUUUGGGCCAGCGGCACGUUGUCCUCUACAAGUUGUUUGUCGACGCCUUUGUAUUCCGGGUACGUAUUCCGCACGAACUCAAUGAGAAGGAUGAGCAAGACCUGGCGUGCCACCUGCGCAACCUGGAAUCCUGGCUCCCGGCGCAAGGGCUGGGAGUCCAGCUGAGGGAAAUCGUGGCGUCCCCCGAAGGGCUGCACACCGACGUCGACGAGUACAGCCUGACCCUCUACGCGAAGAGCUCCACGAUGAUGUCACCGCUGGGACUCAAGAAGGGUGCAAAGGUAAUGCUUCGCACCAAUCUUUCCCCAGGUCUUGUGAAUGGCAGUCUUGGCGUCGUGGUGGGUUUUAAGGAGUUGAAACUGGAGUGCCUGCCGCGGUACCUCACUAAAUCUGGGCGGCUGGACGCCGCGGAUAGUUACAUCGAGUUCCUUCAGUACGAGCACAGCUUCCCGGUCGCUUUGGCUCCAGAAGUGGACUUUGGUGGAGGGAGAGUGAUCGUCGUUCCACCCACGACUUUUUCUGUCGGGGGAUUAUCGAAUACAAACCACUAUCACAUGGGCAUUGUGGCGUUUCCGCUGUGCCUCGCCUACGCCUUUACCGUGCACAAGGUGCAAGGGCUGACGUUGGUGGGGCGCGUGCAUCUUGAGCUCUCCCGCAUGUGGCCCUGCGAGCAUCUGUUGUAUGUUGCCAUGAGUCGUGUGCGGAACCCGGAGCAGCUGACGGUGUCCUCGUUUCACAGAGAUUUGGUUCUCUGCGCCACGGAAUGCUUGCUCUUUGAUGAGUCUCUGCCGCCCAUUGAGGGGGUGCGGGUCUUGCCACACUUUUUCCAAGCCACAUGGCGGCGUGUUCCAAGUCGACGCAAGCUGGCUCUCCGUCAAAGGCAGCGGUCGAAGAAGCACGCGAAACACGAUGACGCUGGCACGCAAAGGGCCUCUGCAAGGAGGCGAGCCAGCGUCGCUUCUGGUCGUCGUUGA
This is a messenger RNA of Trypanosoma conorhini, 3153 nucleotides long. Its product is annotated as putative DNA repair and recombination protein,mitochondrial precursor. The transcript has a single exon. Lineage: Eukaryota; Euglenozoa; Kinetoplastea; Trypanosomatida; Trypanosomatidae. Gene Ontology annotation, molecular function: ATP hydrolysis activity; DNA helicase activity. The record is from RefSeq and is a predicted model, not a curated record. Gene Ontology annotation, biological process: telomere maintenance; DNA repair. Bases 1 to 3153 code for a protein of 1050 amino acids.